Messenger RNA from Arctia plantaginis, 816 nucleotides. The record is from the annotation of a GenBank genome assembly. Lineage: Eukaryota; Metazoa; Arthropoda; Insecta; Lepidoptera; Erebidae.
AUGGCUUUGCCAACUGCACAACCAGCUGAGGUACUUCGAGCCUGGCAGAAAGACGAUAGUUAUGAAAAGCAAUUGGCCGAAUCUUUGUCUAAGUUGAUAUCUCCGCGGCAUGCGUCUAAGGCUACACCUGUAUCAUAUUUAAUAUAUAGAUCACUUACGACACUAAAAGAUCUUCAGACUUUAGGAGAAGAAUACUCUGGAAUAGUUCAAGUCGACGAAACUUACCUCAAACUUCCGUCAUUUUAUAGCCGUUUGAUCAGCAUUCUUUUAUCAACAUUCGGUGAAAAUAUUACGAGACAUAUAAUUCAAAGCGCUGAAAAACGAAUAGAACGAAGUGGUACUUUAACAGCAGAAGCGCAGAACGUUAUUUUGGUUAUUCUUAAGACCUUAAAUAACGUAAUUCCACAGAUUCAAAAUAUACAUCGAGGCUUGACGUACAUCAACGGUGGACCUUUGCAGAUUGGGAAAACAUUAACGAAUAUAGACUACGUACAUACAAGACCUGCUGCGGCAGCAUACUAUGCACAUUUAAGACUUCUUGGAGUAGUAACAUUGCUGCAUGCUUUUGUUUCAUGUGGGCAAGCUUUAUAUAGGUCUAAAAAAUAUAUGGAUCAAAUGAGUGAAACUCCCAAUGAAAUUGACAAUAAUAAAUCAUGUGUAGCUUGCUUAGAAGAAAUUGUUCAGCCCUGUGUCUUACCAUGUGGUCAUAUAUUUUGUUUAAGCUGCUCAUAUGGGGCAUUGGAAACCUGCCCAUUAUGCCGAUCUCCCUUCACAAAAAAUAGUGUUGUUCCUCUGAUGAAUUACUACCCAGAAUAA